Molecule: messenger RNA, 4381 nt
Organism: Bacillus rossius redtenbacheri
Lineage: Eukaryota; Metazoa; Arthropoda; Insecta; Phasmatodea; Bacillidae
Product: specificity protein transcription factor 3-like
Exons: 12
Coding region: 324-2462 (712 amino acids)
Biological process (GO): regulation of transcription by RNA polymerase II
Molecular function (GO): RNA polymerase II cis-regulatory region sequence-specific DNA binding; DNA-binding transcription factor activity, RNA polymerase II-specific
Source: RefSeq, a predicted model, not a curated record
GCGCCGCCAUGUGCAUCCGACGUUAACGCCCCAAAUAGUUCCCGCGCUCAGCGCCGUAUACACGUCAGGAAAGUAAACCUUUCAUUACGAAAGCUACAAAAAGCAAUGCUAUUUCACAUUCUGUGUUUAAAAGUGAUGCGACAGCAAGUUGUGGAUGAAAUCCAAGCGACCGCAGCUCGUUAUUGAUCUGCGGAUGAAUACACACGCGCAGCUGUUGCCCAGGUUUUGCGGAGCAGUGUGUGUUCAAGAGCUCAAGUUAUGUUGCCUGUGCGUGGUUUAAGUGAACCGAAAGGCGAAUUGUUUCCUUCGGAGACCUUCGAAUAAUGUCCACAUCAUCCAGCAAGACAAAACCGGACUACAUCUUGCCACACACCGCGUCUCAGGAGAACCAGCCGUCGCCGUUGGCCCUGCUCGCCGCGACCUGCAGCAAGAUAGGGUCGGUGCCGCCGCUCGAGCAGACGCAGCCGGAGGCCCAGGGGCCUCAGCAGACCGUCCGCAUCAUUAACGCGGCGGUGUUGCAGCAGCUAGCAGCCCAGCAGGCCGACAGCGGCAACACCGUGGCGGGCCACCAGGUGCUCCGGGACCCCCUGGCCCUGCCCACCAGCGUGCCCCAGGUCAUCACCCUGCAGCAGCUGCAGAACUACCUGCCGCUGCACCAGGCUCAGCACGUCGCGCCGGCCACCGACAGUGGCGGCCAGCAGAGCGGCGUCAAGACCUUCGUGUCGUCGGGGGUGACGCCCACCGUGCUGUCGGUGCAGGGCGUCCCGGCGCAGUUCCUGCAGCAGCAGGGCGCGCAGCUGGGCCAGAAUGUGGCCGCCUACAACGUGGUGCAGCCCAUGCAGACGGUCACGGUGGACGGGCAGGAGGCCCUGUUCAUCCCGGCGGCGGCCGUGCCCAGCGCACAGCACCAGGCCGUGCAGGCCCUCAUCACGCCCUCGGGCCAGAUCAUCCGUGCCCCGGGGCUGUUCCCCGCCAGCCUGCUGCAGGGCCUGGGCGGCCACACGCUGCAGGUGGCCAACGGCCAGAGCAUGGCGAUGCGGCCGGCGGUGCAGCAGCUGCUGCAGUUCCCGGUGCAGCAGACGAUCCCGGUGCAGGUGCCGGUGUCCACCGCCGGCGGCCAGACCCUGUACCAGACCUUCCACUUCCCCCUGCAGGCGUUCGCGUCGCCCGCGCAGGGCCAGGUGCAGAUGCUGCCGCAGCUGGGGCAGGUGGCGCAGGUGAUCACGCCGUCGGGGCAGCUGCAGCAGCUGCAGCUGGCGUCGGUGGCGCAGCUGGGCGGCCUGGCCCAGGCGCAGGCCCAGGCCCAGGCCCAGGCCCAGGCUCAGGCUCAGGCGAGCAGCAGUGGUGCCACCUCGACCACCUGGAGCACCUCCACCGUGUCCACGCCCAGCGUCACCGUCCAGACGGUGGCGGCGCCGGGCCUGGACGCGAGCUCCCAGCAGGCGCAGGUGUCGACGGGGCAGAGCGUGGUCCUGGGACACGCUCAGCCGCAGCACAUCACGCUGGCCGGCGCGCAGGGCCAGCAGGUCACCGUCAUACCCGCCGCCAGUCUGGCCAACCUCGCCCAGGCCUCCAUGCGAGCCGGCACCAACAUCAUUCAGGUGCCGAGCCUCUCCGGGCUGCAGAACAUCCAGGGCCUGGGCAACGUGCAGCUGAUCCCGGCCAGCGCGCUGUCCAUGGGCACGCAGAGCUCGUCCGUGCCACAGCAGGCGGGGGGCACGCCCUCCAUCGCCUCGGUGCCCACGCUGCUGCCCGGCGCACAGAUCAUCUCAGGCCAGCAGCUGCAGCCCGACCCCGGCGACCCGCUCAAGUGGCAGGUGGUGACGAGCAGCCACGCGGGCCAGGCGGCGCAGCACGGCGCACAGCACGGCACUCAGCACGGCGGGGACGGCGCGGAGCCCCAGAAGGCACGGGUGCGCAGAGUGGCCUGUACGUGUCCCAACUGCAGGGAGGGGGAGCGGAACGUGGACCGCAAGAAGCAGCACGUGUGCCACGUGGCGGGCUGCAGCAAGGUGUACGGCAAGACGUCGCACCUGCGAGCGCACCUGCGCUGGCACUCGGGCGACCGCCCCUUCAUCUGCAGCUGGCUGUUCUGUGGCAAGCGCUUCACGCGCUCCGACGAGCUGCAGAGACACAGGCGGACACACACGGGCGAGAAGAGGUUCCAGUGUCCGGACUGCAACAAGAAGUUCAUGCGUAGCGACCACCUGUCCAAACAUAUCAAGACUCACUCGAAACAGAGGAACCCGGAUUAUGAUGGUGAUGAAAGCAGAGAGAAAGAAGUCUGGAUUAAUGGGGAGCCAUAUAAAAUUCAUGUGUCUCAGGAGGCAGCCACCUCGACGCAAGACGCCUCCUCCGACGCCAGCUCCUCCAAUGACGAGAAGAUGAUGAUCAUCCCCACGGAGGCCGACCAGUCAGACCUGGCCAUCGACGACGCGCUCGACUCGUCGCUGUCCAACUGAGGCGGGCCCUGCCGUCUACGUACUGCAGCGACGUUACUAGCAGUAGUGCACGGACUUCGCGAUCCCCACAACGUACAGCUGCAUUUCACUGACAUUACCAGCUAACAGCACUGCUGCAUCUGAAUCCUAGCGACAGUGGAUUUGUGCGCGCCACCAUACCAGUAGUAACAUAAAUCUCACGAGACAAACUUUAGGUAUAAUUUGGAACGGUCAAAAUUGUUUAGAAAGCCACUACUAAGUGAGGUUGUUAGAAGUGUGUUGCGAGACAAAGGUCAAAAGUAACCACUACUCUUGACGUAGACAAUGAAGUCCGAACCCACUUUUAAUAAGAGAUAAUUAAACAAAAAAAAAUGAGAAAGAACUUACUUCAUAUCAUUUUGUGCUGUAGCUAACAUCUUGCUGGUAAAAUAUGGCUGGAUGAACACAAAAAUUAUGUCGCUGGGAAUGUAAAUGUUGAAAAAUUAACAUUAAUUCUUAUGCAGUUGUUAAGAAAACACAAAGAAUAUUUAAGCAGACUUCAGCAGAGCUAGCUGUAUUCCCCAGCUGUGUGCACGUCGGCAGGGGAGCAGGGUGGGGGGCCUGCGAGCCAAACAAGCCACGCCUCAACUGCUAGUCAACCUGCAAGCUAGGACUUCCGCACUUCCGUUUCGCAAAGCGUACGUUGUGGGAACACUUGAGGGCCCCUGUCCCUCCACACAUCACGGCAAUGACUAAACGAACAUAUCGCGCAGGUGACGCCUGCUGUUAACGGAACUACUGCGGUGCCGUAGCUCUCGACUGAAAUGUACAAAGCCAGUUUACUUACCUAACCCUAGUUGUAAUGUGUCGAUACUUGUGCAUCAAUAACAAAGCUGAGGCAUUGGCAACCAGUGCAUAAAUUUCAUUGCCUUAAAAGGUUUGUUGUACUUCUUGGUUGAGAUAUUAUGUUUGCUAAAGAUUAUAUUGAAUUUGUUGUGUUAUAUAAAAUGUUUUAAAUAUAUAUCGGUCAAUUUCAAACAUGGUCAGAAAUUUGAUUUAAUGACCAAUAUUACUGGUCAAACGGCCUUGUACUUACAGUGGAACCUCUCAGUUACUGUAAGACCUUGGAAAUUACAACAGUUUUGUAAUGCACUGUCAGUUUGACUACGUGAAUCAUACUUAAUUAAAUUAUGAGUGUUUCCCAGUUGCUUUUUUCGUAAGUGGGAGUUUUGUAAAUGCCAUCUUCAACACUGCCAAGCGAGCAUGUGCUGAACCACUAGCACUCACGGGGGUGGGACUCGUGACAAGCUCCAUGCACCCCCCUCCCCGUAUCAUGGCCGUCUGCUGUGCUGGCAGUAGUGUUGGUGCUCCCUCUGCUAUUCAGUUUUGUUAUGCAUGAAGCAUAUAUUCUCCAGUUAUACUCACUUUGAACUGUGCAUCAACAAAAUUGUUUUUGCAUGCAUAUUUACUAGGUAUUAAUGACAUUUCAUACAUAACACUGCAACCAAUUCUGAACACUUUGCGCACAUAUGUUAGCUAUCCAUCUUUGAUUGGUGAAAACUUUCCAGUCUUAUCGUUUGACUUGUAGCAGCUCGGUAUGAGGAUAGGACUUGAUGGAGAGGAGUGGGUGAAUGUUGCCCUUCCUCCUGCAGUAAUACAGCACACCCAGGGGUACCGUUGCAGUGUUGAGACGUGUCGCUUCUAUUAACGGUGAAAAAACACACAUCAAUAUUUACCAAGUACCUGUGGCACGGGACGACGGCCACACCACACGCCAGGAACAGCAUCAGCUUGCACAAGGGAAGGGUGUCGGCCAUUCUCCCUCGCUCACUCCUGUAAUGCUCAUUUUCCCACUCCACUUACCCCCCUCCUCGACUUGCAUGGCAACUGCAGCGGUUAUCUUUGCUGCGCAUCUGAGUUCGGUCACGAGUCGGACCAUUUCAUUAGUCAUUAAAACAAAC